UGUAAAACACUACAUGAAAAAAAAUUUAAGUAUAUUUUUACAUAACAAAUUCCUUUAUGUCUAACUAUUUUAAAGUUAAAUUUUUUUUUAAAAAAAAAUCUGCCGACAUUUUGAAAGUAUCUCUCCAGAGAGAAUAUCGUUUACUGAAUUUAUCGUGAUUCGCGAUAUUUUUGAGAUCUCCUCGAUGUUAGUCACUCUACAGCUCCACCGAGAUUUCCUCUCAAAACCCCAGGACGGCUCCAGCAGCCUCUCUCCCUCUCUCUCUCUCUCUCUCUCUCUCUCAUGGCGAACCUAACUUCCCUCCAUCUCCUCAUAUUCAGCCUCUUCCUGUCCUCAUCAUCCGCCGUUGAUUUUCUCUUCAACGGCUUCAAUCCUUCCGACCUCACCCUCUACUCCGACGCCGCCAUCGAAUCUGGCGUCAUCGUCCUCACCGAUGACACCAACUCAUCUACAGGCCGCGCUGUCUACAAAACCAAAAUCCCCACAAAGUCCCCAAACUACCCCUACUCUCCCCUCCCCUUCUCCACCUCCUUCGUUUUCUCCAUCUCUCCAGUCGACGGCUAUCAGCCCGGCCACGGCCUCGCGUUCCUCUUCACACCCUCCCCCGACACCAACGGCACGACCUCAUCCCAACACCUCGCCCUCUUCAACGGCACCAACGACGGGGACCCAAACAAUCACAUCCUCGCCGUCGAAUUCGACGUUUUUGAAAACCCAGAAUUCAAAGACAUCGACGACAACCACGUUGGCAUCGACAUCAAUUCACUCACCUCUGUCGCCUCUAACACUUCCGGUUACACAGAUCCCGUCUCCGCCUCCUUCAUCUCUCUCUCUCUCAACAACGGAGAGAAUUACCAGGCCUGGAUCGAUUACGCCGAUUCCCGCCUCAACGUCACCAUGGCCCCCACCGGCCUUCAGAAGCCCGAUCUGCCUCUGAUUUCAAUCGAACUGAAUCUAUCCGACGUCCUUCUCGACGAAAUGUAUGUUGGGUUUUCUGCCGCGACUGGGGUGUUGGUCGAGAGUCAUAGGAUUUUAGCUUGGAGCUUUAGCAAUUCGAAUUUUUCAGCUUAUGAGGGUCUGAUCACGUCCGGAUUGCCAUCUUUCAUCCCGGGGGGGAAAUCCAUUCUCAGUUCGAGAGGAUUCAUUGCAGGGGUUUCGGCAGCUGGGGUUGUUUUGGUGGGAUUCGGGAUCGCAGUUCCUCUGCUUUGGAUACAGAGAGCGAAGAGAAAGAGAGAAAAGGGGACGGAUGGGAUGGAGGAUUGGGAAUUGGAGUACUGGCCGCAUCGGAUGCGUUAUAGAGAUAUUUUCGAUGCGACGAACGGGUUUUCUGAGUCGAACGUGAUCGGAAUCGGAGGAAAUGGGAAGGUCUACAAAGGGGUUUUGAGAGGACAGAUUGAAGUGGCGGUGAAAUGCAUUCGACGCGAGAGCGGAGAAGGGAUGAAGCAGUUCCUGGCCGAGAUAUCGAGCCUUGGGCGGUUGAAGCACCGGAAUUUGGUGGGGUUGAGAGGCUGGUGUAGGAGAGAAACGGGAGAUCUGAUAUUGGUCUAUGAUUUCAUGGAAAAUGGGAGCUUAGAUAAGUGGAUUUUCGACUGCGAAGAGGAAGGUAUGAUGCUCGGGUGGGAUGCUAGGGUUAGGGUUUUGAAGGACGUAGCCACUGGGCUUUUGUAUCUGCAUGAAGGAUGGGAUGUUAGGGUUUUACAUCGAGAUAUAAAAGCUAGCAACGUGAUGUUAGACGGAGACAUGCAUGGGCAGUUGGGUGACUUUGGCUUGGCACGUAUGCAUUCCCACGAGCGUGCCUCGAUGACCACACGUGUGGUGGGGACCGUGGGGUACAUGGCGCCUGAGGUGGUGCGAGGUGGGAAGGUUUCCGAGAAGACGGACGUGUUCGGGUUUGGGGUGUUGGUUUUGGAAGUGGUGUGCGGGCGGAGGCCUGCGGUCGAUGGAUCGGAGCCGUUGGUCGAAUGGGUGUGGGGUUUGAUGGAGCGUGGGGAGCUCGUGCGGGCGCUCGAUGUGCGGGUGAGGCGGAAGGGCGUGUUUGAUGAAGAGGAGGUGGAGAUGCUGCUGCACUUAGGUCUGAUGUGCACGUGCCGGGAUCCGGAUAAUCGGCCGAGCAUGAGACGGGUGGUCAGUAUGAUGGAUGGUGCAGAUGGAGCACGUGAGUCGGAUGGGGAGGGGUAUGAAGCGUAUUUGUUCGGUAAGCUGCAGUCCAUGUCGAGUUGGUCCAAGCAUCGGAGCUCUGGACGUCGUCGGCACCCUACUUACGCGGAGCUCCGUCAGUCGCGGUCGUCUGUGGUGUCUUUGUACGGUUCGGAUCUUAUCGCGGAGGGACGAUGAUGAACUUGUGUCUGGUGGAUAAACCGUUGAUUGAUGCAUACUGGCCGUUGAAUCUUUGGACGAACACUUGGAUGAGGCAUGGCGUGGAAUUUUGGGAGAUUGCAAGAUUUUAAGUGUCCGAUCCACAUCAUGUUUUGAACGGUGAAAUAGAUGAUCAUGGUCAGUGACGUCAUGAUAAUUGGCCUACGAAUCUGACGGUUGUGAUGAAACUGCGUGCUUGGAGAUGAUACGAGAGGUCAGGGAGGUAUUCUUUAUUAGAUGGCACUCGAAACUAGCCAAGAGAAGGUAAAGGGAUGCCUGAUUUCUGUUAUUUGCUACAUUCAUGUUAGGAAUUGGUUGUUUGCUUGUAACAUAAGAGAUAUUUUAUUUGGAAGAAAAUAUAUAUAUAUGUUCGCUUUAUUAUUAGUAUACCA
Molecule: messenger RNA, 2747 nt
Organism: Magnolia sinica
Lineage: Eukaryota; Viridiplantae; Streptophyta; Magnoliopsida; Magnoliales; Magnoliaceae
Product: L-type lectin-domain containing receptor kinase VII.1-like
Exons: 1
Coding region: 283-2334 (683 amino acids)
Biological process (GO): protein phosphorylation
Cellular component (GO): plasma membrane
Molecular function (GO): protein kinase activity; carbohydrate binding; ATP binding
Source: RefSeq, a predicted model, not a curated record